GAGCCUGUGGACUUUGCAAAAUGGGAGGCUCCAAUAGUUACACCCCUAAAGAAAGACGGCAGUGUGAGAAUCUGCGCUGAUUACAAGAUGUCAUUGAACAGAUAUUUGCAAAUCAGCGCCUAUCCAGUCCCUGUGAUCCAACAUCUUCUACAUUCUUUUGAGCCAGGAACCAUUUUCGCCAAAUUAGACAUGUCACAGGCCUAUCAACAGUUCCCUGUAGAUGACACAGCCACAGAACUGCAGACUAUAGUAACGCACAGGGACGCUUUCAAAUGCAGGCACCUCCAGUUUGGCGUAAGCGUAGCCCCUGGGAUUUUCCAAUCCUUAAUGGAAAGACUUCUCCAAGGACUCCCAGGCGUAGUCCCCUACUUCGAUGACAUUUUAAUAUCGGCCAUUGACAAGCCCCAAUUACUGCAAGGAGUCAGAGCAGUCCUCGAUUGUUUCAGACAGCAUGGCCUCAAGUUAAAAAAAGACAAGUGCACUAUUGCCACUAAACAAGUAGAAUUUUUGGGUUAUAGAAUUGAUGCCUCUGGCUACCAGGCCUGCUCCACCCACAUCUACUCCAGGCAGGUGGGAAGAUUCUGGGGCCCCUUGGUCCCGGCUGCAUAUUGAUCUAGCUGGCCCUGUUCAUGGGCGAACAUUCCUGGUAAUGGUGGAUUCCUUCUCAAAAUGGAUAGACCUGGCCUUACUGACCACCACAACUUCACAGGCUGUUACAAAGGCUCUAACUAAGGUAUUCGUUACCCAUGGCCUCCCUGACACCAUUGUGUCUGAUAACGACCCCCAGUUUACUUCCU
Molecule: messenger RNA, 797 nt
Organism: Notechis scutatus (mainland tiger snake)
Lineage: Eukaryota; Metazoa; Chordata; Lepidosauria; Squamata; Elapidae
Source: RefSeq, a predicted model, not a curated record